AUGAUGCUUUGGAGGGUAUCCCGUGGUAAUAUCUACUAUAAACAAGCGUCUGAAGAUGCCAUUCUCCUGGACCCCGCAACAGGGAAGGAUAUAAGAAAAGUAGCAUUCUUAGCAAUUUGCCAAGGUGAACAGCUCAAUAGUAGAAUGGACAAGGUGUGUGCUGGGUUUAGAGUCAACCUUUACCCUUGUCCCGAGACGAAGGACGAGAGAAUGGACAUGACAAUUAAACUCAACACCCGGAUUUGCGACUUGGAACAGGUUUGCCCGGAU
Messenger RNA from Iphiclides podalirius (scarce swallowtail), 270 nucleotides. The record is from the annotation of a GenBank genome assembly. NCBI's taxonomy places the organism in Eukaryota, Metazoa, Arthropoda, Insecta, Lepidoptera, Papilionidae.